AUGACCGAACAGCCUCCAGUGGACAUCGGGCCGGACGGUAUUACAGAGCCUGCCGCAGCCUCUCAGCCUUCUUCGGCUGAUCCACAACUUCCCCAAACUCAACAUUCCGACACAAACAAGCAGUCCUCAACGCAGAGUUAUAGGCUCUCACCUCAGACAGAAGAUGGCAUCAAAGCUGCGGUCACAGCCGCUAUACCGGCUCAGAAUCUUGAUCCUAUACGAUGGAUGAUCUACAAGAGUAUGUUACGAGGGACCUCGCUCACCCUUUGUAUCUUAAUUGUCGUUGGCGAAUUGCUUGUCGCGAUUCUCAGCUGGGACCGUGGCGUCAUUGACACGGCCACCGGUAUCCCCUCAAAGGCUGUUUUGCUGGGGAUCUGGGAUACAUGGCGUAUUGUGCAGUUGCGCCGAGGGCGAGGGCCUGAAUCUUUUUCGAAGAUGCUCAUGGUCGGCGAGGGCCUUGCAAUGGUCACCGGCCUCGCCCUGUGCUUCGGUCUCGCCUACGCCGUCAGUAUCAACCCAUGGUAUGGCCUGGGAGCGCGCUACGGCAUCCUGAUGAUUGGAGUCAUCAUUGUAACGUGCAUUCACAUUACACUGUUCUCGCGUUUCUGUUCCGAGAAGAUUCGGGGCACUGAUCUUUACGGCGACGGAAGCAUCGACUUGCCUAAUUACUCAGACCAGCCUCAGGCACAACCGGCCCAGAUCAUAGUCCAAUACGUACAUACUUGUUCAAAAUGCGGGAAUCAUACGGAGCCCAAGCCAGGAGAGGCUCUGAAUGAGGUGUUGGCUGCACGAGGCGAAAUGCAGCCUCAAAACUUCUCACCUGCUGAGUUUCGACAUAUCCACUAA
Messenger RNA from Truncatella angustata, 846 nucleotides. RefSeq lists its product as uncharacterized. NCBI's taxonomy places the organism in Eukaryota, Fungi, Ascomycota, Sordariomycetes, Amphisphaeriales, Sporocadaceae. The record is from RefSeq and is a predicted model, not a curated record. The transcript is spliced from 3 exons. The coding region runs from base 1 to 846 and encodes 281 amino acids.